This is a messenger RNA of Durotheca rogersii, 1143 nucleotides long. RefSeq lists its product as uncharacterized. Lineage: Eukaryota; Fungi; Ascomycota; Sordariomycetes; Xylariales; Xylariaceae. The record is from RefSeq and is a predicted model, not a curated record. The transcript has 2 exons. Bases 1 to 1143 code for a protein of 380 amino acids.
AUGGUAUUUUACGGCCGCAAGCGAUAUGUCGACAUUUUAGACUGCUAUCUACAGCAGAACCUGGCCUCCAACGGGGGCUACUUUGACGAGGUUUGGUUCAUGGCCCACACGAAGGACAAGGACGAUGUCGCCUGGAUAGAAGACGUGGUGAAGAGAACGCCGGGAUACAAGAUUAUCGGCAAGGGCGAUUGCGAAGGCAAAAAGUACAGCUGCAUGUGGAACUAUGCUAUCGAAGACAAUACCAUCUAUGUUAAGAUAGACGACGAUAUCGUGUACAUCCACCACGACGCUAUUCCCCAGCUCGUCCAUACUCGGAUCGCCCUCCCUCACCCUUACGCCAUCUCGUCCAACCUCGUCAACAGCCCGGUUACGGGUAUGGAGCAGUACCAUUACGGCGCCAUCCACCCCUUCCUCCCCGACCCGAGUAGCAAGCCUUCCUUUACCGCAGCCGAGACGUGGAGGGUGUCGGAGAAGAAGAAGUAUCCCGACUUGGAUUUGAUCGAGGAUUACGACGUUAUACAUAUGCGAUCCCCGUACCGCGGCCAUCCGUGGCUUCUCAUAUCCGACGACCACUACGACUUGCUCAGGACUCCGAUGGGCAAGUACGACCAGAACCGAGGCUCUGAUCCGAUCGCGUUUGGUGCCGCGUGGAAAUCCUGGGGCAUCGGCGCCCAGCAGCAAUAUUCCCUCCUGCACAAUCUCGAGCAGAAUAAAGUACAGCGGUACUUUUUUGGUCGAAACAUCAAAUAUCCCGAGGGUUCUUCGGCGGCCAACUCGUCGGCGACCAUAACGGACGACGGCACCGGCCCCGGCGGCGAGCAGACGUACGACACGGGCUAUACGCGGUACAACCUCAACUUCUGUGCGGUCUGGGGGUCGGAUAUCCGAGACCAGCUACCCAUCGCCGACGACGACGAGCAGGACAUCACCUCAGACAUCCCUAAGCGCAUCGGGCGGCCGUUCCUUAUCGAUACGCGUUCCGUAGUCGCGCACUUCAGCUUCUUCACCCAGCAGGACGGGAUCACUAAGACGGACCUGCUCGAUCGAUGGCGGGCGUUCGCCAAUGAGGCGGUUUGCAAACCGGAUAACCUGAAGAAGCCGUGGGAUUUGAUAUGCCAGGGAUUCGAGGGCGGGUCUGGAUGA